UGUCCCAGAAUUUGAUCCCAGAGAGUCCAGACCUCGAGAGCUGGACCAGCACGACGGACACUCAGACAUGGCUAACUGUUCAGGAUGUGGACCGGGAUACCGCACCCCCCUGGAUGCCAUGAAGGGCCCAAGGGAGGAGAUCGUCUACCUGCCCUGUAUUUACCGUAACACCGCCAGCGUCCGACCGGACUACCUGGCCACGGUGGACGUCCUUCCCUCCUCCCCGACCUAUUGCCAGGUGGUGCACAGGCUGGAGAUGCUGAACGUCAGAGACGAGCUGCAUCACUCCGGCUGGAACGCCUGCAGCAGCUGUUUCGGGGACCCGUCAAAGAGCCGGAACCGUCUCAUCCUGCCGUCUCUCGUGUCCUCCCGGGUCUAUGUGAUCGACGUGGGAACUGAUCCCCGAGCACCACGAAUCCACAAGAUGGUGGAGCCGGUAGACUUGUACUUUAAGUGCGGUCUGGCCAAUCCUCACACCAGCCACUGCCUGGGCAGCGGUCAGAUCAUGAUCAGCUGCAUGGGAGACCCCUCGGGCAACGGCAAAGGUGGUUUCGUUCUGCUGGAUGGUGAGACGUUCGAGGUGAUCGGGAACUGGGAGCACCCGGGUGAAGCGGCGCCCUUUGGAUACGACUUCUGGUACCAACCUCGACAUAAUGUGAUGAUCAGCACCGAGUGGGGUGCUCCCAAAGCUCUUCUCGACGGAUUCAAUCCAGCUCAUGUUGAGGAAGGUCAUUAUGGGAGCAAUCUGAACGUGUGGGACUGGACCACCCACAGAAAGCUGCAGACUAUUGAGCUGGGUCCAGAUGGGGCCAUUCCUCUAGAAGUGCGGUUCCUCCAUGAUCCGGACGCCACUGAGGGAUAUGUGGGAUGUGCCCUGAGGAGCAAUGUCUUCAGAUUCUACAAAACAGAGAAAGGAACGUGGGAAGCAGAGAAGGUCAUCAAUGUUCCCAGCAAGAAGGUGGAAGGAUGGCUGUUACCUGAGAUGCCCGGUCUCAUCACUGACAUCCUGAUUUCACUGGACGAUCGUUUCCUCUACUUCAGCAAUUGGCUCCAUGGAGAUAUCAGACAGUAUGACAUUACAGACAGGAGAAAUCCUUGGCUGGCCGGCCAGAUAUUCUUGGGAGGAAGUCUUGUCAAAGGUGGUCCAGUGAAAGUUCUGGAGGAUCCAGAGAAGCAGGAGCAGCCCGGCCCAUGCAUCAUAAAGGGGAAGCGGAUCCCUGGGAGUCCUCAGAUGUUGCAGCUCAGUCUGGACGGACGCAGACUUUAUGUGACCACCUCCCUGUACAGCGGCUGGGACAAACAGUUUUACCCGGACAUGAUCAAGGAGGGCUCCGUCAUGAUGCAGAUCGACGUGGACACGGACCGCGGCGGUCUGUCUCUGAACGAGAACUUCCUGGUGGACUUCGGGAAGGAGCCCGGCGGUCCGGUUCUGGCUCACGAGCUGAGAUAUCCAGGCGGAGAUUGCACGUCCGACAUCUGGCUGUGAUCCACCAAUCAGAGUGCAACUCCUCUCAUCUCAACCACUUGAUUGGCUCCAGUUUUGAUUAAGUUCUUCUUUAAAAAGUAAAAGCAUUUUUAGCGGGGUUUUUUUUGUUUUGUUUUGUUUAGUUUGUAAACUGAUGUAGAAUAAAAUAGGGAUGUACCAAUGCCAGUAACGGGGCUGAUACUGCACAGAGUGCUUGUGCUCAAACUUACGUAAGUUCCCCAUUACAACCUGGUGAGUAUUAUUUGACGUUGCACAUCAGCAAUGUCAGAAUGUGAAUCUCAAGGGUAAGGCAGACUGUAAAUUAUGCUCUGUCAAAAUAUCAAGAGGAGGUGAAAAGUAGUUCGUACAACAUCAGCAACUUUAUCAGCAGGGAAAUUUGAACCAGCAGCAUUAGCUCGAUGUUGCUCAUGAGUUUAACUGCUCAGUGGAUCAUGUAGGACUGUACUCCAAGCCAUGCAACAUGCUACAUGCUAAAGAGUUCCAGGACUCACACACUCACGAUAAAACACGCAACGCAUAAUUAAAAUAUUACUGAUGCACUCAUUAACAGCGAUGAUUAGUACUUGUUCCAGUUGUUCUUCUCGAUGCAUCCUUUCUUUCUUCUUAUGAACAGAAUCAUGUGGAGAAGAAGAAAUCUGUUUUAAAUCUGUUCUGGUUUUUUUAAACACCUGAAAUCGACCAAUCAGCUGCAUGUAUUUCCUACAUGUGGGCUCCAGGGGGCGCCGCAUGAUGAGUUCUCUGAUCAUUCCCAAAUGUUUUAUUUCCUUGACUUUAAAAUAAAAAAAUUGAAAC
This is a messenger RNA of Salarias fasciatus (jewelled blenny), 2278 nucleotides long. RefSeq names its product selenium binding protein 1 (gene selenbp1). Bases 68 to 1486 code for a protein of 472 amino acids. The record is from RefSeq and is a predicted model, not a curated record. Gene Ontology annotation, molecular function: protein binding; selenium binding. NCBI's taxonomy places the organism in Eukaryota, Metazoa, Chordata, Actinopteri, Blenniiformes, Blenniidae. The transcript is spliced from 12 exons.